Symbiodinium sp. CCMP2456 is the source of this 996-nucleotide messenger RNA. The record is from the annotation of a GenBank genome assembly. Lineage: Eukaryota; Dinophyceae; Suessiales; Symbiodiniaceae.
AUGUGGUGUUGUGCUGCACGCCGCGCCGGGAGCGGCGCCGAACUCGGCUCUGCUGCGAUCAGCGCUGGGGGCUCUUCAAAGGAGCCCACUUGGGUAGAAGCGAGGCUAGCCGAGGAGCCCAAGACGAAAACUGGAAAGGCGCCAAUUGACAACCGGAGCUUCUGCAGAUCACUGCCGGCCCAAGCGGAGCGCGCAGCGGAGGACCUUUGGCAGCUCUCCUCCAUGUACGAGCGGGCUGCGCAGGAGUCGACAGCCAGCCUUGGAUCCGUUGGCGUCCCGUGCUGCCACCCUGCGAAGCUUUGGAAGUCUGGCUUCGGAGGCAUCCGCCAGAUCACAGCUGCCGAAGCCAGACGACAGUACCCACUUGCCUUGGCGAGAGCAGCAAAGCUCCGUGCUCUGCUGCUGUCCAUGCGGACUUGGAGUGAUGGAGACCUAGAGGUGGGGCCUGUUGAAGAAGCCCUGACGUUCCUGCGUGGCUUCGAAAUGCCUGCGCCGGCCACGACAGGUUCCGACCCUCUCGUCGAACUGGCAACCCUGACGUGGCAGCAGCAGUGGCAGGUUCGACACCUUCUGCGCUGUGUUCAGGCUGCUGAGGAGCGGGAUCAGUUGGUCAGCGAGGUGGACGAUCUGGUGGAAGAGCUUGCCGCAGCAGAGGCCCGCCUUGCCGAGAGGAAAGAGGAGGUGGCAAGGGGCGAGCAGGAGCAGGAGGCUCUCGACUCCUACCGUCAGAAUGAGUACGAGCUGAAGAGCUGGGAGUGUGAGCGCCUGGCAGAAUCCCUGGCUGAAAGUCGAUAUGCUACGAAGCAAAUGACCAGCCGGUGGGAGGCCGCCGUUGCAGAAGCGGAGGAGUUGCGAGAGGAGGUUCAAGAGGAGCGCAGCUUCAGGCUUGCCUCUCCUUCCUCGCCACCUAGCCGCCGACGCUCUGCUCCUCCGAGGAAGAGGAGCGACUGGCAGCUACAGGCCCGAAUACAGGAGCUGGAGGCAGGGCUUGUGUGA